Molecule: messenger RNA, 4032 nt
Organism: Calidris pugnax (ruff)
Lineage: Eukaryota; Metazoa; Chordata; Aves; Charadriiformes; Scolopacidae
Gene: ATAD1
Product: ATPase family, AAA domain containing 1
Exons: 10
Coding region: 153-1241 (362 amino acids)
Cellular component (GO): mitochondrial outer membrane
Molecular function (GO): ATP binding; ATP hydrolysis activity
Source: RefSeq, a predicted model, not a curated record
GCGCGGGACGCGCCGCCGCCGUGCCCGGGCCCGCGCUGCUGCCGCCGCUGCCGCCGCCGCCACCUUCCUUCUUUCUUUCCUUCCUUUCCUUCCUUCCUCCUUCCCUCCGCCUGUGCCUCCGAGAGACCGGCCCGAGGGUGUUGGGAGGCAAAAUGGUGCAUGCCGAAGCAUUUUCACGUCCCCUGAGCCGGAAUGAAGUGGUCGGAUUAAUUUUUCGUUUAACCAUAUUUGGUGCUGUAACAUAUUUUACCAUAAAAUGGAUGGUUGAUGCCAUUGAUCCGACCAGAAAGCAAAAAGUAGAAGCUCAGAAACAGGCUGAAAAGCUAAUGAAGCAAAUUGGAGUGAAAAAUGUCAAGCUUACUGAAUACGAAAUGAGUAUUGCUGCACAUCUCGUAGACCCACUUAGCAUGCAUGUAACCUGGAGUGAUAUUGCAGGCUUAGAUGAUGUUAUUACAGAUUUGAAAGACACUGUCAUUUUGCCCAUCAAGAAGAAAUAUUUAUUUGAGAAUUCCAGGCUCUUACAGCCCCCAAAAGGAGUACUUCUCUAUGGCCCUCCUGGUUGUGGCAAAACACUGAUCGCCAAAGCUACCGCAAAGGAAGCAGGUUGUCGAUUUAUUAAUCUCCAGCCUUCAACAUUGACAGACAAAUGGUAUGGAGAGUCUCAAAAACUGGCUGCUGCUGUCUUCUCCCUUGCUAUAAAGCUACAACCAUCCAUCAUUUUUAUUGAUGAAAUAGAUUCCUUCUUACGAAAUCGGUCGAGUUCUGAUCAUGAAGCUACAGCUAUGAUGAAAGCUCAGUUCAUGAGUCUGUGGGAUGGACUGGACACCGAUUAUAACUGCCAAGUAAUAGUGAUGGGAGCCACCAACCGUCCUCAGGACCUUGACUCUGCAAUCAUGAGAAGAAUGCCAACCCGGUUUCACAUCAACCAACCUGCUCUGAAACAAAGAGAAGCAAUCUUGAAGCUGAUUUUGAAAAAUGAAAAUGUGGACAGGCGUGUUGAUCUCCUUGAAGUUGCUAAAGAGACUGACGGCUUCUCGGGCAGUGACCUGAAGGAGAUGUGCCGGGACGCAGCGCUCCUCUGUGUCAGGGAAUACGUUAACUCCGCCUGCGAAGAAGAGACCCAUGACGAAGAUGAAAUUCGGCCCGUGCAGCAGCAGGAUCUCCACAGGGCAAUUGAGAAGAUGAGAAAAUCGAAAGAUGCCACGCUGCAGAAUGUUUUGAUGCACGUUAGUUUAGAUUAAGACAAAAGAGUGCAUUUGCUGUUUCUGAUGUGAUUUAGUUUGACUUCUGUAAUCAAUUAGCAAAAACAACGUCAGGGGGUGGGAGCAGGGAUGUUCCUUUAAUAAGGGAGUUCUGUUUCUGGAAUUGUUUUUAUACAACAAAUCCUAAGUUAUUGAAAUUUCGUCAUGCGCAACUAGAAGUGUAACAAUAGAUCACAAAGUUGAACAAUUAUAGCCCAGACCAAGAGCAACUGCCUAUGUCUUGUCCCAUAAUCAGUACACUGUGUAGCCUUAAAGCAGGUUCUGGGGUGGAGCUGGGUUCAGCAGGUCACCGCUGGGGAGGGGAGACAAUCCAUUACCAGUUUGUGUAUAUAUGUACGAGCGUGUAUGCGUGUAUGAAAUGUAUAUAUCCACACCUUUUUUUAUAUAUAGACAUAAUCUGUAGAUAACUUGAGUAUGGAAAAUCUUUUCUACUUACUGAAUCAAACCAAAUCAGAAGAUACAUAGAUUAAAGAUUCAUCGAUACUCAGUUCACAUUUACUUCUUCCUUUUAGCAGCAAAUACGAAGAGAGAAAUUCUGCUUCUAGAAUAACUUACAGGCAAAAUUUGAGAUGUUACUGAUUUUUCUUUCACAUAACCACUUGAAAUCUGUGCCAUUUAGGAAAGGUAGUGAACUACUGUAAAAAUGUUUGAAUACUUUUCAUUUUGUAUGAAUUCUGCUUUUUGAGGCUUUUUAAAUGAAUGCUGUUUUUAUUUUUAUGUUUUCCUCGAUGUGCGUAAUUAGAGUAGAAUCUUAAAUGCUCUUUCAUAAAGCCCCACCUAUUACAAGCUCUCUGAAAUUGUGGCUUUCUGAUCUGUCCCACGUUGUAAGGAGGGCUUGCUGCUGCUGCUGCCCCUCCUCCGGCAGCCCCGCUGCUGCGCUGUGGCAUCGUCACACGAGGCGUCACACGCAUCGCCGCGAGGCACAGGGGAAUGCGUCGUGACACUGUGCUCUGUCACAUACUCUGAUCUGCAAAGCUGAAGAGAAGGGAAUGGGUUUUAGGCUUAUAAAUGUGAUUUAGUGAUGUUCUGCUGUACUUGCUGGUAACAGUUUUAGUAAAUUCAUGUAACGUUAUGUAGUGUUAAAGGCAAAGGGUUAAAAAUGUAAGUGGUAAAAGUGUUUCAGUGAAGUUAUUGUCAGUAGGUUUUCAAUAACUUGAGUUUUCUUCUUAUAAUUUUAUGAAUUGUGCAGUAAUUCAACACCACUGUGUCAUGGGGAUUGUUCAAACCCAGGGGAUGGCAGGCUGUCCCAGUUCUGCCAGCUCAGGGGGGACGGGAGCGUUGACAGCAAGGUACCCAUGUAAGAGGGGGCACGCUGCAAAGAGAAAUGAGGAGGGCUGGAGCCAGCCCUCGGACACGCUCGGGCAUGGAUGACCAUUCCCAUUCAGCACAGCUUUCUCACUGGUGUCCUUAACUCUGGCACACUGGUUGUGCAGUGCACCAGCUGCAGGAGGUCUUCGUUUGACCCAAUUUCAUCUCCUUGGGUUUUUUUUUUGUUUUUAAUAAUUACUUUGCUUUUUGGUAUGGUAAAUGCAUAUUGCUCAAAAAGGCCAUAGCACAUUGGGCACACCAGAAUAUAGGCUAUAGGAAUCUAGAAAGCCUGGGACCUGGAAUGCUAACCCCACAGGUCACAUCGCGAGUGGCAGGGCAGGAAGCAGUGAUGUAAGCCCUGGGAGAGCCCAAGUUCAAGGACUAGCCUUAAAAUUAAACAUGCAGAUAGUGCUAUCUACUGGAUGCUGGUUUCUGGGGAACUUUGAAAUUACGUGGGUGCCAGGUGAAGUUCUCCAGCCAUUCAGUUCUUUUUCAGUGCCUGCUCUGACCCAAGUUCUCCUGACCCCUCAUGGUAGUUACACCUGAGAAAUGCUGGGGGGUGUGUGCCAUAAUGUCCUGCACCCCCAUCCUUACAUCAGGGUCCUUCCUCCUUGCUGAAGGUCCUGUGUAGGCUGCUGCUGAAUGCCUGCUCAAUUGGUUUCAGUAGCAUAUGUGUCAAGUGUGUCCUCAAGUGAGUUGAAAUGCCCAUCUGAGCGCAAACCCUUGCUGGUGCGCAGGUUCUGGGGGCAGCCCGUAGUCCCAGCAGAGCUCUGAUCUCCCUCCUGCCUGGCUCUCCAGAACACUGGCCGUUGGCGUGCAGCUGGAGCUCACCUUGGCCUUGUAAGUGUGCACCUAAUGCAGAGUUGCAGGCUCGAGGGACUGAUUUGGCGAGGCCAAGGGGUUAGUUCUCAUUGCCCCUGAGCGUGGUUCCCAUGGCUGGACUGUCAUUUCUGCUUUUCCAAGGACUUUUCCAUACUUGCCUGUUGCUUCAGGAGCCUUUGUCAAAGCACAGCCCCCUCGGAGGCGGGGGCAGUGGCAGGGUUUGUCACAGGGGAAGGUGGCCGCUUUAAUUUCAUGUCUCCAGCUGUUUGGUCCCGGCUCCUCACCAUUUGAUUCCCACCUCUCCUUAGCGCAGGGCAAGCUCUGCCCCUCUCCAGCAGCCCACCCCCAGCCUGGGUUCACCCUGCGCUGGGACACCGAGCUGUGUGAGGAAACGGGUCUUUCUUGGGCGCUUAAAGGUUGAAUCCUCUGGCAGGAAGAGGUGCAGACAUUCCCAGCAGGUGAAUUACUAUGUGUUUAGGACCCCGUCAGCCGUAGCAGUCUCCAGUGUGUACAGUACAGACCAUACCUAAGUCGUCCCCGGGCUGUAAAGCAGCUAAUCGUGCCAGUCCAACACUGCAGCACAAAGAGAAACCUUUGGCAUAGUCUUAAGUAACAGGUAAAUAAAUGUAUUUGCUCUGUG